GGCGUGGUCUACAACUCAGCCAAAACAAUCAUUUACAAUGCUCAUUCAUAAAAAAUGUUCUAGAAAUGUCCAAGUCUACGACCUCAUGGAAAACAUUGAUAAUUCUUGAAGUAGUGGCUCUUUUUUCUACUCUUUUCAUAUCUGACGCACAGAUGUACACCAUAGAAGAUAAAUCUACGUCUGACCAAUGUGACAAUGCCUUGCUGGCCUCAAAGGACGUGGUAGACUUGCUAGUGACAGUAAAUAUGUCAAAUACGGAUUACAAUGACACCAACUCUUUCACAUUGUCUGCAGUCAGACCAGGCUCUUCUGAACAAACACAGCUGUGUAACAUCAAGUUCAGGCAAAGCUGCUCUCCUUCGAACUUUGCCCACUGCUACUGCGCGCUCAAUCAACACGACCUCUUCACCUUCAGGUAUAGAUCUCAAGCUUCGUUGAACUUGUCAAGGAAUUUUCUCGUUAUCAAUGGAGAUCAACGUCACAAUAUCACUCUCAAACAGAUUCUAGGUUCAGAACCUGAUCUGAUAGUAUACAUCGAUAACCACAAAUUUCGCUCUGCCAACGAAUGUCAUCUUGACAUCUCACAAAACCAAUUCGUCCUGUUUGUAGUCAGCUUCAACGACUACGAAGGCCAGGAGGUCGAUGUUAAAUUUCUGGGUAUCAAGGCAAAACGAUUUUCAACCCAGAACAACAUGAAGUGCGUAGUCUGUUAUCGAAUGGCGUUGGUCAAUCAGUCUGGCUCAGUGAGGUUUCACUACAUGAACAAGUGCAGACAGAACGUAACUAUGUCAUGUGACUUUCAAGAAGCACACAUCUACACCAUAGAAGAUAAAUCUACGUCUGACCAAUGUGACAAAGCCUUGCUGGCCUCAAAGGACAUGGUAGACUUGCUAGUGACAGUAAAUAUGUCAAAUACGGAUUACAACGACACAACCUCUUUUACAUUGUCUGCAGUCAGACCAGGCUCUUCUGAACAAACUGAGCUUUGCAGCAUGGGGUUCGGGCAGUCCUGUUCAGCUACGUACUCCCUAAAUUGUGUUUGCGAACAUAUUCUGGAAGACAUCUACACCUUCAGAUACAGAUCCAAAGCUGAGAUCAGCCUGUCGAGGAAUUUUCUCAUUGUCAAUGGAAAGCCCUAUAUGAAGAUCAGACUCAAACAGAUACUAGAUUCUCAACCUGAUCUGAUUGUAUAUAUCGAUGGUCACGAGUUUCGAUCGGCCAACGAAUGUCACCUUGAAAUUGCCAAGAAUGAAGACGUCCAAUUGAAUGUCACCUUCAACGAUUUCGAAGGCCAGCAGGUCGAGGUCAAAUUUCUGGGUAUCGAAGCUGUACAAAUCUACGGCCUCAAUUGCGUCUGUUAUGAUAUAGCAUUGGUCAAUCAAUCAGGAGCACUGAGGCUUGACUAUUCGAACAAGUGUAGACAAAACAUAUCAAUGGAAUGUACAUUGCAAGAUCCACAGUCGGCCUCGAACUACAAAAGACGUAUAACAGGAACGCCAUCUUUUUUAACUGACGAAUCAACAAGCGAUAUUUAUUGUUGCAGUGUUGAAAGAAGUUCAUGGAGCGCUCUAAUCGCACUGAUUCUCGCAUUAGUUUUACUCUGCUUCAUCAUUGCGUUCUGCUUCGUCUUCUGGUACAUGAAUAGAUGCCAGUGUUUGAAAGGUGAGAGUUCCCAAGGCUCCAGGCUCUCAAUAGAAGACUUUCUCGCCCGUCCAGUGAGCUCGCCCAAAGACCAAGACAGAAUAACAUUUUCUUCCAGCAUACGACUGACAGGGAUCCUUUCUUCCAGUAUUGUGCAGAGCCCUAAAGUCAAGGACAUUCAGAGUGUGCAUUCCCAUUUUCAUUCUGAGGUCUGAACACAGCUUUCAAUGACUUGUUAUGAGCCUCGGUCUAAGAGUCUAUCCGGAGCAAAGUCAAGAGUUGAAUGCGUGUCAAUAGAGACAAGAGUUGAAUGGUAUGCGUGUCAAUGGUCAAGAGUUGUAUGGUAUGCGUGUCAAUAGAGACUAGAGUUGUAUGGUAUGCGUGUCAAUAGGGACUAGAGUUGAAUGGUAUGCGUGUCAAUAGAGGCAAUAGUUGAAUGGUAUGCGUGUCAAUGGUCAAGAGUUGUAUGGUAUGCGUUUCAAUAGAGACAAGAGUUGAAUGGUAUGCGUGUCAAUAGAGACAAGAGUUGAAUGGUAUGCGUGUCAAUAGAGACAAGAGUUGAAUGGUAAGCGUGUCAAUAGAGACAAGAGUUGAAUGGUAUGCGUGUCAAUAGAGACAAGAGUUGAAUGGUAUGCGUGUCAAUAGAGACAAGAGUUGAAUGGUAUGCGUGUCAAUAGAGACAAGAGUUGAAUGGUAUGCGUGUCAAUAGAGACAAGAGUUGAAUGGUAUGCGUGUCAAUAGAGACAAGAGUUGAAUGGUAUGCGUGUCAAUAGAGACAAGAGUUGACUGGUAUGCGUGUCAAUAGAGACAAGAGUUGAAUGGUAUGCGUGUCAAUAGAGACAAGAGAGCAACCAAAGCAGAUACGAAAUGUAUUGAAAACUGAAUUCUAGACAUAGACCUGAGCCUUGGUUCAGGGCUAUAACCUUUAAUGUUAUAAAAUACGCUUUGUUGUAUAACAAAUUAAAAAAUAUAUUGAU
Messenger RNA from Biomphalaria glabrata, 2618 nucleotides. RefSeq lists its product as uncharacterized. The record is from RefSeq and is a predicted model, not a curated record. NCBI's taxonomy places the organism in Eukaryota, Metazoa, Mollusca, Gastropoda, Planorbidae. The transcript has 12 exons. The coding region runs from base 66 to 1856 and encodes 596 amino acids.